CACCACAAUACCACCACCAUCAUAAAAACCAGAUCUUCAUCAAACUAGCUAUAUCAUAAGUAUACACCAAGAAACUAAUUAAAAUGAAGCAUAAAUGUUCUCUAUCAUCUCUAUCUAGAAACUCAUCAAGCAAAAUAAUCCCAUCAAAUUACAUGAUCACCACUUCUUCUAAUUUCAUCAAUCAUGAUCAUCCUUCUUCUUCUUCCACAACCGAAAACAAACCCCUAAUCUCCUUUGGCCGCGGGGUCUCAAGAUCCCGGUUUGGGUUCACCACCCUAAUUCGGUCAUUUCUCACGAUUAUAUCAAUUCCAUCUAUCCUUCCUACCUUCAAGUGGCUAGCCUUACCCUCAAAUCUCUCCUUAACACCAACUUUAGGCCGAAAAAUUACAGGAACCCUUUUUGGAAACAGAAGAGGACACGUCACCUUUGCAGUACAAUAUGACCCACAAUCCAUACCAAUCUUGCUUAUCGAAUUCGCCAUGUCCACGUCAUCUCUAGUCAAAGAGAUGUCAUCUGGACUUGUUAGGAUCGCGCUUGAGUGCGAAAAGGCUAAAAAUCGUACAAGGGGUAGUGACAAAAAGUUGUUUAAUGAACCAACGUGGACUAUGUAUUGUAAUGGGAAAAAAUGUGGGUAUGCGACUUCUAGAGUUUGUUUGGAUUCAGAUUGGAGUGUGUUAAGCAUGGUUCAAAGUGUUUCGGUUGGAGCUGGGGUGAUUCCGGUGGUGGAAGAUGGUGGAAAGAGGCGGAGUAACGGCGGUGGGUCAGAGGGUGAGUUGUUGUAUAUGAGAGCAAGGUUUGAACGAGUCGUGGGGAGUCGUGACUCGGAAGCGUAUUAUAUGAUGAACCCGGAUGGAAAUGGAGGGCCUGAACUCAGUAUCUUUUUACUAAGAAUAUGAAUUUGGAAAUUAUUUAAGAAAAAAUGAUUCGUGUGUUUAAAGCUUAACUAGUCAAGAAACAUGAUGAAAUUUUUGUUAUCAAAUUUGUCAAGAUUGGUUUGAUGAUAAUUAGUUAGUAUAGAUUUUAUGUUUAUACCAUUCAUGAAAUUGGAAAAUGAUUGUAUUGGGUGUUUUAUAUGUUACGAGUAGUAGUAUCUUGUAUUUCAAUUCAAGAUGUACGUGAUCGAUGCAUGUAAAUUAUUUGCUCUUCUUCU
Messenger RNA from Erigeron canadensis, 1150 nucleotides. RefSeq names its product protein MIZU-KUSSEI 1-like. The coding region runs from base 84 to 896 and encodes 270 amino acids. Lineage: Eukaryota; Viridiplantae; Streptophyta; Magnoliopsida; Asterales; Asteraceae. Gene Ontology annotation, biological process: hydrotropism. The transcript has a single exon. The record is from RefSeq and is a predicted model, not a curated record.